This is a messenger RNA of Drosophila ficusphila, 2520 nucleotides long. RefSeq names its product cilia- and flagella-associated protein 52. Gene Ontology annotation, molecular function: protein binding. The transcript is spliced from 5 exons. The coding region runs from base 234 to 2462 and encodes 742 amino acids. Gene Ontology annotation, biological process: cilium assembly. NCBI's taxonomy places the organism in Eukaryota, Metazoa, Arthropoda, Insecta, Diptera, Drosophilidae. The record is from RefSeq and is a predicted model, not a curated record.
CUUAAAACUCAAUCUAUUUUUUCUAAUUGGUUAAACUAAGAUUGUUUAUAGACCUUUUUUACCUCUUUUGGCAACGGCAACCAAGCAACGGUCGCUGUUUGAAAUUUCAAAUGCUUUGUUUUCAAACAGAAAACAACCCGGCUUAAAACAUUCAAAGCAAUUGGCAUAAAACCGACACAACCCACCUUAUAUGUUACAUUCCAAUUCAUAUAUUUUAAUAUAAUAACCGGAAAAUGGGAGAUGGUCAGGAGCCCUGCAGGCAACUGCUUCCGCGCGCGAUCUUCGGGAUCAACGGAAAAGUGGAGAACGGAGUUCGUCAGCAUCCGGUCACGGGAUCCAUUAUCUUUGCACUUGGCAAUAAAAUAGGUAUCGCUGACUACAAGAAGAACACCCAGGAGUUUGUGGCCGGACAUACAAACACCAUAUCAUGUCUGGAUCUGAGCAAGAGUGGAAAAUACAUGGCCUCGGGUCAGAUAAAUCAUAUGGGAUUCCGGGGCUAUGUGAUCAUCUGGGAUUAUGAUCAGCGCAAGGAGAUCGCCCGGCACGAUCUUCACAAGGUCUCGGUGCAGGCCAUAUGCUUCACUGCCGAGGAUCGCUGUGUGGUGUCCAUCGGAGGUGUGGAUGAUGGAUCCGUUAUUGUGUUCGAUAUGGAGGCAUUUUCCCCCAUUUGCCAAACACCCGCAUCGAGGGCUAUAUCCGGAAACGCCUUGACAGUUCGGCCUAUGCACAACAAUCCAUACUUUUUUGUGACCGCCGGAGAUCGUCAUCUUCGCCUGUGGAGCAUCCUGCGGGAAGAGAAGAAACUUUAUGUACAAGAUGUUCUGAUGGCCAGCAAGUCACGUGUUUUUUACUGCGCCCGCAUUGAUAAGAGCGAUGAGUUUGCCUAUUUGGGCACUGGAACUGGUGACAUUGUAAAGAUCGUACUCAACUGUUGUGAUCGCGAUCAUGUGAGCAAGCAAGGAUCCACCAGUUGCAUCCUGGGAGCCUUUGGCACUCACAAUCCACGAAAGCCAACUGGCAGAGAUUGCAAUCGCUAUGUGAAUGGUGUGCGUGCCUUGUAUGUCCUCGAGGGAGGACGUUUACUCAUCGGAGCUGGAAAUGGAGAUAUUGAGCUGGUGGAGGAGCGUACUGAUGUGCCGCUUAUAAACUUCAGGGAUUAUCCGGGUCCUACAUGGCCAUACCUACGCACUCUAAAGAAGACUCAUGUUUCAGGGAGAAUUUCAUCUUUCGUUCGUUCCAAACCAGAAAUGUUCUACAUAUGCACGGACACCAAUGAGAUCUAUGGACUGAAUAUCAAGACAUGGGUUCUUAAAUUGCUGAGAACAUGCCACACCAAGUCGGUCUACUGCAUCACUUUUCCAAAGAACUACGCUGGUGUUUUUGCCACUUCUGGCAAGGAGUGCAUUCGCAUCUGGUCUUCUGGACGCAAACAAGAGCUACUUCGCAUCAUGGUUUACAAUUUCAACUGCGCUUGUGUUCGUUUUACCCACGAUGGCACCAGUAUUGUCUCCGUUUGGAAUGAUGGAAUCAUUCGGGCCUUUACUCCCAUCACCGGAAGACUCAUCUAUGCUAUUCCAAAUGCGCAUAAUAAGGGUUGCAGUGCUUUGGCAGUGGCUUCUACUGGCCGCCUUAUUGUCACGGGUGGAAUCGAAGGACAAGUCAGGGUGUGGAAGAUCGAUCCUUAUCGCCAGGACCUCGUGGGCGUCCUAAAAGAUCAUUCAGGACCUAUAACCUCGCUGGACAUCAACUAUCUAGACACGGAAGUAAUCUCCGCCUGCACCGAUGGCUCUUGUGUGAUCUGGGAUAUAAAACGCAUGACUCGCAAGCAAGUGGUGACGGCCAACACUCAGUUCAUGUCCGCAUCCUACUUUCCCACAGGAGUGCAAGUAAUCACUUGUGGAUCGGAUGGCAGAAUCAUUUAUUGGAUGGUUUACAAUGGAGCCCUGAUCCGGGAACUAACUGCCUCCAAAAAGUCAUCGGUUAACUGCUUGGCCAUAAACGAAACUGGGGACUACUUCAUCAGCGUGGGCAGCGAUCUACAGGUGAAACUCUGGGACUACAACAGUGGUGCCGUGGUGGGAUUGGGCUCGGAGCACGCCUCCUCCGUGAUCAGUUGUGCCUACAGUCCCUGCAUGACCAUGUUCGUCACUGGCAGCACGGACGGAUCGCUAAUCAUCUGGGAUGUUCCUCGGGACUUCUGGGGCAGACCCAAUCCGCCGGAUGCAACCAGAUAUUCGUUGCCCAAGACGGCGUCCAAAUCCAAGCUGGCUGAUGUGCCGGCCAGAGUAAAUUCUGGGACCAAUUUGAAGACUCCCAAAGGGGAGAACAUUGACGGAUUGCUGAAGGCCACUCCCAAGGACGAUCUCUGCUGCGUGGAGUGCCCGCCGUGCGCCAAAAAGGACGCCAAAGCUGCUGAUCCGUACGCCGAGUGCGGGAUUGUUCCGGACGUAAGGAAGUGCUGAGCUUUAUUUGUUCAAGUUAGUUUUAUGUCGUAAAAUAAAUGCAGUUUAUCAUCUGUCA